AGGAAAAGGAAGCUCUGAUUUUGUUGCAUGAAGAUGCUAUGUUUGUGUAUUUCUGAGAUACUGUCAAAAUUCUUUGGGGUCCCAAAUUCUUUUGAAGUGAAUAUAUGGUGUCUAAAAUCAACCAUGAAGUGUAUAUAUCAAGCAGCAAGGGGAUAUAUCCAGGGCACAAAAUUGCAAAGACCAGUGCAUAUUUACAUGGCUGGAUCAACUCCAAAGGAGAGAUCAUAGAAUAGAGAGGGGAGCAAAAGAAUUUCAAAGUUUCUGAGCAAUGAUGGAUUAACAUGGGAAUAGAGCAGUAGGAAUUUUCAAAGACUUUGAGGCUUCUUGAAAGCCAAAGAUUCCAAAGAAUUAUAAUUACUACAACAUCCCACAGGCAGGUAGAAGCAUUGAGGGGCAGAGUUCCUUCGCUGUAGUGAAAAGAUCUUGAGAGGAGUGCAUCACAUUAACAGACACUGAUCUACCACUGCACACUUGGUCAAUGCAUCUGAAAUGGCGAGAAUUCCACGGCGUAGCAAUACCACCAGGUAACACUAGAGAACACAAACUCACACACUGAGAGCCUACAGAUACAACUUGCCAACUGCCACUGAAGAACAAGUGACAACAGAAAUUUCUCCGUAAACAGAAUGAAUGUUCAGAAACAAAAUGAGAUACGCCACUGCUGGCUACUCUUACAACACAUACAAUGUUAGGUCAUCUCUCCCCAUCCAAUAACAGAAUAUUUCCUGCAAAUUAUCUCUAAUAUUUCUGCUAACUCGUAGAAGAACUUAACUCAUACAAGGCAACAGACCAACACUGCAGUUUCUUCUUCAAUGCAGUCCUGCAGAGAAACGAGAACAGAGAACAUCCGAGGUUUAGGUGAACGAACGCGGCCGUCGACGUCGGAUCGAGGACUGAGGAGGUCGUCCGAACCGGGCGGGGGCGGAGGAGGCCGUCGGAGCUGUGAGGCGGACGGAGGAGACCGUCGAAGUGGGGAGUGGCGGGGGGAGCAGAGGAGGUCGGCGAGGUGGGUAAAGGCGGGGCGGAGGAGGCCGCGGGAGCGGGGGCGGAUGAUCCAGUGGCGGCCGGUGGAGCGUGCUCUCCUCCCCUUCCCGCGGGGCGGCGGCGCGGAGGCAGAAGCUGCAGACCGCAGUUUCCCCCGAGAAGCCCGCGAAGAUUGGUUUUUCCCGUGGAUGCAGAUAAGUUCAUUCCCCUAUGCGCUGCUAGCCGUUGGAUUAAAAUGGACGGUGGAUAUAGGGCCGCAGGGCAAGCUGUGCUUUUACCAUGGCAAGGCUGGCCUAGGAAUGGGGCGGGUAGAUGGUUUCUUUGGUUCGGAUUUUGACAUGGGCAUGAUUGUAUCAUAUGGUUUUUAUGGCAGGUACACACGCGUACAGCCGCGCUAGGCCUAGUCCAAUCUCAGGAAGCCACCUCAGCUUCACCACGUAGCAACCGCCUGCCCGUCGGCCCUGUCACUGCCAGAACGCCGACGAAAGAGCCAGCACGCCGCCGCAGCCGCCAAGAUCUGACCUGAGAGCCCAAAGAGGUCUGAUCCAGGACGUUUCGGUUCCAUCCAGAGGGUAGCGGAGAUGAACUUGUUCCGGCUGGCCGGGGACAUGACCCACCUCCUCAGCGUGGUGGUGCUCCUCCUCAAGAUCCAUACCAUCAAGUCAUGCGCAGGCAUAUCUCUGAAGACACAGGAGCUGUAUGCAAUUGUUUUUGCGGCUCGUUACUUGGACCUAUUUGUGCAUUUUAUGUCCCUGUAUAACACCAUCAUGAAGCUGGUCUUCCUGGCAAGCUCUUUCUCAAUAGUUUGGUACAUGAGACAGCAUAAGAUUGUCCGUAGAACCUAUGACAAGGAGCAUGAUACCUUUCGUCAUCAGUUCAUACUGUUGCCAUGUUUGGUUCUAGCUCUUCUCAUUAAUGAGAAGUUUACUUUUAGAGAGGUGAUGUGGGCAUUCUCCAUUUAUUUGGAAGCUGUAGCGAUUCUUCCUCAACUUGUGUUGCUACAGCGCACGAGGAAUAUUGACAACUUGGCUGGCCAUUAUGUCUUCUUUCUGGGUGCAUACCGUGCACUUUAUAUCCUUAAUUGGAUUUACCGAUACUUCACCGAACCUCACUUUGUUCACUGGAUAAGCUGGAUUGCUGGUAUCGUGCAGACUCUGCUGUAUGCUGACUUCUUCUACUAUUACAUAACAAGCUGGAAAAACAAUGUGAAGCUAGAGCUGCCAGCCUGAGUUUGCUGUUUCCUUCCAAGAUAGACUAGGCUAUCACUGCGUAUUUAACUUAACAGAUAGAUAGACAAUGAGUCACAUGCUACAGCAUGACUCGGAUAUGCAUUAUGGUUCCCUAGCUUGUCUUGUUUCUUUCUACUAUUUUCGAAGGAUGGAGAAGCUAGGGUCAUCUAUCUUGUAAGAUAAGAACUUUAUGAUCGGCACAAAAAGAUUGUGCUGUCGUAUUGUUUGAAACUCGAUGACGUGGUGCCGAACUCACUUGCUGUGUGAAUCUCAGAUGUUGUAUAUCAUGACGGAUGUUUUAAGGAAUGUUUUUUCAUGUUCCUUCAGAGGAAUCAA
This is a messenger RNA of Brachypodium distachyon (stiff brome), 2549 nucleotides long. RefSeq names its product ER lumen protein-retaining receptor. Gene Ontology annotation, cellular component: cis-Golgi network; membrane; endoplasmic reticulum. Gene Ontology annotation, molecular function: ER lumen protein retrieval receptor activity. The coding region runs from base 1566 to 2213 and encodes 215 amino acids. The record is from RefSeq and is a predicted model, not a curated record. NCBI's taxonomy places the organism in Eukaryota, Viridiplantae, Streptophyta, Magnoliopsida, Poales, Poaceae. Gene Ontology annotation, biological process: endoplasmic reticulum to Golgi vesicle-mediated transport; protein retention in ER lumen. The transcript is spliced from 7 exons.